GCGUAACUCUGUAGUCCAAAAUGGCGUCUUUCGUCUUGUUAUUCUGCGACUCGGUGUACGGUAAAUAAAGUCAAUUUUUAUGACCACCGUCAUCAUUUCACAGCGCAGAUAGGUUCUGGUCAUUGUUUGGAAGUAAAUAAACAUAGAAACGUUCCGAGCGCAUGUGGUGUACAUAGCAUCAAAUGGAGAUAUGCCGUCUACUGUAUGUGUGUCGUGUAAGCGUCUAGUGUGCCCUGGAGGAAGAGUAAAAGAAGGAAAUUUCCAUAUACUAAUACGCAAUGAAACUAUUACAGAAAUAUUGGAUAAAGCUGACUUUCAACCAGAGUCAGUCGAUCACCAUUAUACUGCUGAUAUUGUAACGCCAGGUUUUAUUGACAUUCAUAACCAUGGAGUGGGACGCACUGAAGGACCAGAUGGCUUAGACUUGGAUAAGUACUGGAAAUAUCCAGAAUAUCCACAGAAGCUGUUUCCCAAGUUAGGAGUCACCUCGUUUCUUGCUACCAUGGUGUUACCAAAGGAUAACAAAAAAUCCGAAACAUUUGAAAUUAUUCAAACACUUGAAAUCAUAAUAGGAAAGCCUGGUAAUGGUGCUAUCUGUGAAGGCAUACAUGCAGAGGGACCAAUUGUCAAUGACUUAGGGGGUCUUCCAGAAAGCGACAAUGAGAUGGACAUUACAGAGUUUACCAGGCUGUUAGAUUCAAUGCCGAGCUGUAAAGUUAUGACUAUAAGUCCCCAUGUUGAUAGGAAAUCAGAUUAUCAGAGAAUAAAACUGCUUCAUGAAAGAGGUAUUGUUCCAUCCCUUGGCCAUGACAAAAUAGCCACAGAAGAUGACAUACUUGGUGCACUGCAAACCGACCCGUCAGUACAGUUCCACAUCACACAUAUAUUCAACGUCUGUACUUUUCACCACAGGAAUCCAAGUUUGGUAAAUUUUGGUUUGACUGAAGUAUUUCCCAAGUUGGACAAAUAUAGUGGAUUGACACCACCAUCAGUUGAAGUCAUUGGUGAUAUGCGUCAUGUUCACCCUCUGACUAUUUCAACACUUUUGAAAACAAGGAGUAUCAAUAAUGUAGCCUUUAUAUCAGAUUGUACGGCUGAAUCAAACCCGGGAAAGAAAGUGAAAUAUUGUGGUAGAGAUGUGGAAGUGUCGGCUGAUGGCAAAUGUCUUUAUUUGAGUGGCAGCGAGACAAUUGCAGGCAGUUGCUGCUCAGUAAAAGAUGCAUUCCAUUCAUUGGUUGAAACUCUUGGUUUGAAUAUUGGAGAAGCAGUUGCUAUGGUGACCGAGACGCCAGCCAGAAUUGCAAAAUUGGAUCACAUUGGGAAAAUAGAAGUCAACAAGAGAGCUGACUUGUUGCUUUUUGAUAGUGAAUUAAAUCUGCAGAAAACUAUAGUAGCUGGACAAUUGGUUUAUUCCGCAUAAACUAGCAAGAAAAGAUACUAUUAGUAUUGAGCAAUAUACAAUAAAUGUAGUUUAUGGUUUACACACA
Molecule: messenger RNA, 1487 nt
Organism: Saccoglossus kowalevskii
Lineage: Eukaryota; Metazoa; Hemichordata; Enteropneusta; Harrimaniidae
Biological process (GO): N-acetylglucosamine catabolic process
Molecular function (GO): N-acetylglucosamine-6-phosphate deacetylase activity
Source: RefSeq, a predicted model, not a curated record